This is a messenger RNA of Punctularia strigosozonata HHB-11173 SS5, 1419 nucleotides long. RefSeq names its product tannase and feruloyl esterase. The transcript is spliced from 14 exons. Bases 1 to 1419 code for a protein of 472 amino acids. NCBI's taxonomy places the organism in Eukaryota, Fungi, Basidiomycota, Agaricomycetes, Corticiales, Punctulariaceae. The record is from RefSeq and is a predicted model, not a curated record.
AUGCACCGAGCGACACAGCGCUUACUGCUCAUCCUGUUCCACGUCUACGUCCAAGUGGCGGUUGGUACCUAUAUUGCUCCCCGGGCGUCCGACACCGCGGCCGAUGCUUGCCGGGCGUUCCGAUACACAAAGCCAGGAGUUGCCAGUACUACUGCUCCUAGCCAGUACUUCCAUGCUGGAGACCGGGUCAAUAUCGUGAACCCGUCUUCGUCGAUUGACUCGACGAAUCUGCCUGCUUUUUGUCGUGUACAACUAACGGUCGUCACAAACCCGGCCACUAACAAGACUGCGGGUGCAGAGCUGUGGCUUCCGCUGAAUUGGAACGGGCGGUUCUUGGCCAUCGGGAACUCAGGACACAGUGGAGGAGCCGUCGUCGAGGAUUUAGGCUUCGUAGCCGUGGCCCAGGGUUUCGCGGGGGUCUCGACCGACACGGGGCAUAACGAUACGUCAGGCGGUACUCCAUGGCCUCUUCAUAACGAUGAGGCCAUCAUUGAUUGGUCGUGGAGGGCAAUGCACGUUUCCGUAGUGGUUGGAAAGAUGGUGGUCACAACGUACUAUCAGCAAGCGGUAAACAAGAGCUACUAUAUUGGAUGUUCGACAGGUGGUCGGCAGGGACUAAAGGAAGUCCAGAUGUUCCCGGGAGACUUUGACGGCGUCGUCAUUGGCUCACCCGCUAACUGGAUGACUCACGUCCAGCCUUGGAGUCUGCACGUCAACAGCCUGGUGCAGCCUGUCAACUCGACGCGGUGGAUACCAGCGGCGACGUGGCAGAAUCUGAUCCAUAACGAGGUGUUGAGGCAGUGCGACGGGUUAGACGGUGUAGAGGAUGGAAUCCUGAACGACCCUACGCGGUGCAACUUCGAUCCUUCGCCUAUCACCUGCAACAGCACCAACUCUACCAACUGUCUGACCAGCACGCAAGUCCACGCGCUCAUGCAAGUCUACUCUGACUACAUCGAGGCGAAUAACACGUUCAUCUUCAACGGACUGUAUCUCGGUGGAGAGCUUGAUUAUCCGAAUGCCCUCGUAGGCGACCAUGUCUCGGACUUGGCCCUCUAUUAUGAGCGUUAUUUUGUCAUGAAUGAUUCAUCGUGGCAUGUCUCGCAGCUCAAUCUAGCUGCCAUCCAGCUAGGUGAUAGGCUUGACGUAGGUCAUGCAAAUGCCAUAGAUCCCAAUAUCUCCGCCUUCACUAACGCUCCUCAUAACGGCAAACUCAUACACUACGUUGGCUUGGCCGAUCAAUUGAUAUCGCCCGGCAACUCGAAGCUAUACUACAACUCCGUCAAGUCAUUCAUGCAGGCUAACGCGCUGGGAGACAUUGACAAUGUCUAUCGGCUGUUUCCCGUUCCUGGGAUGAAACACUGCAAGGUACCUUCGAUUCCUCUUGAUAAACGCCUUCGGCUGGCUAACAUCACGUAA